Molecule: messenger RNA, 2597 nt
Organism: Jatropha curcas
Lineage: Eukaryota; Viridiplantae; Streptophyta; Magnoliopsida; Malpighiales; Euphorbiaceae
Cellular component (GO): nucleolus
Molecular function (GO): poly(A) binding
Source: RefSeq, a predicted model, not a curated record
UUUAAUAGAUCGUUUUUCUCUGUCAAAACCCUAACAACUAAAAAUACCUUAAAACUAGGGUUUUGGAGAGACUCCGCAGUAUUGUUCUUGCUCUCUUCUCCUUUCCAAGAAAAGCAUCAACCUAUUCUCUCAGUUAUAAAUUAUGGGCAAGUCUAGCAAGAAAUCAACCCCUAAAGUUGAUGCUGCUGCUGCUGUAACCCCCGCCCCGAAGUCUGGGAAGAAAGGUAAAAGAGAAGCUGAAGAAGCUGUAGAGAAGCUUGUCAGUGCAAAGAAACAGAAGAUAGAUCAAGGGGUAAAACAGUCUGUUGUGAAGGAAAAAGUUGCAGUGAAGACUGUGAAACAGAAGAAAGAGGAAUCCAGCAGUUCUGACGACUCCUCUUCUGAGGAAGAGCAGAAGGCUAAAUUUGUUGCCAAGAAGGUCCAAAAGGCAACAAAACCACCUGUAGAAUCUAGUAGUGAGGAAUCCUCCUCAGAUGAAGAGGACUCUCCCCCUAAAGCUGCUCCAUCAAAGAAACUGCAAACAGCUGCUAAAAAUGGCUCUGUUCCUGCUACUAAAGGGAAGGCAGAUAGCAGUUCAUCAUCUUCAGACGAUGAUGAUACUGAUGAAGAAGAGGUUAAACCUGCAACCAAGAAGGAUGUCAAGGCUACAAAACCACCUGUUGAUGAAUCUAGCAGUGAGGAAGAAGAUUCCUCUUCGGAUGAGGAGCCUUCCGUUCCUCCAAAGAAGCAGCAAGUAGAUGCCAAAAAUGGCUCUAUUGGUGCUCCUAAGGAUGUCAAGGCUACAAAACCUACUGUUGAUGAAUCUAGCAGUGAUGAAGAAGAUUCCUCUUCUGACGAGGAGCCUGCAACUAAAGCUUCCCUUCCUCCAAAGAAGGAGCAAGUAGAAGCCAAAAAUGGCUCUGUUGGUGCUCCUAAGAAAGGCAAUGCCAAUGGCAGUGACUCAGAUUCAGAUGAUGAAUCUGAAGAGGAUGAGAAGAAGUCAUCAAAGCCAGCCUCCCAAGUGAAGAAGUUGCCUGCAACUGGCACUAAGAAAAGCGCUGAUGAGUCAAGUGAUACUUCAGAGUCUGAUAGCUCCUCAGAUGAGGAAACUGAUACUCCUGCAAAGGCUCCUGCCUCCAAGAAGUCUGCUGUACCAGCUACCAAUAAAAAGACUGAAUCAAGUGACAGUUCUGAAGAUGACGAUUCUGAUGAAUCCUCAGAUGAGGAUGAGGCUCCUGCGGCUAAGGCUGCUGUUGGUUCCAAAAGGGAAUCUUCUGCAGCAGCUCAAACAAAGGAAUCAAAACAGCAUAAAAUGGACCUUGAUAAAGAUGACAGUGAAGAUGAUAGUUCUGAGUCUGAGGAAACUGAUGACGACUCACCUAAGAAUAAAAAGGUGAAGGUAAAUAAAAAGGAGAGCAGCAGUGAUGAGGAAAGCUCCAGUGAUGAUUCAGAUGAGGAAGAAAGUGAGGAUGAAAAACCAAAGAAAAAUGGAACUGAUGUGGAGAUGGUUGAUGCUGUGACUCCUAAACCAACCAAAAAGGCCGACUUGACUGCUAAGAAAGCUCCCAAAACUCCAGUUACUCCUGAUGCCACUGGAUCAAAGACAUUGUUUGUUGGAAACCUGUCUUUCCAAGUUGAACAAGCAGAUGUGGAAAAUUUUUUUAAGGAUGCUGGUGAAGUUGUUGAUGUACGCUUUGCUGUAGAUCAAAAUCAGAGGUUUAAGGGCUUUGGACAUGUUGAAUUUGCCACGCCUCAAGAUGCACAGAAUGCUCUUAAAUUGAAUGGUCAAGCUUUAAAUGGCCGGGAAGUUAGACUUGAUUUGGCUCGUGAAAGGGGUGAAAGGGCUCCAUAUACACCAUAUAGCGGUAAAGAGAACAAUUCAUCCCAGAAGGGAGGGAGAGGACAGGGUCAAACAAUUUUUGUUAGGGGAUUUGAUAAGUUCCUUGGUGAAAAUGAGAUUAGGAGUUCACUUGAAGAGCAUUUUCAAGAUUGUGGAGAAAUUACAAGAUUAUCUAUCCCAACUGAUUAUGAAAGUGGAGCAAUUAAAGGGAUGGCAUACUUGGAAUUCAAGGAUUCCGAAGCUUUCAACAAAGCUUUAGAGCUUAGCGGUAGUCAGCUUGGAGACCAGUACCUAACAGUUGAAGAAGCAAAACCAAGGGGUGGUGAUAACCGCGAGGGUUGGGGCAGUGGUAGAGGUGGAGGCAGAAGCGGUGGCGGGCGAAGUGGUGGUAGAGAUAGUGGUGGUCGUUUCGGUGGUAGAGAUGGAGGUGGUCGUUUCGGUGGUAGAGGUGGAGGUGGAAGAGGUGGUGGUGGUCGUGGCAGAGGACGCGGAACACCUAACAAACCUGCUGUCUCAACAGGGAAGAAGACAAAAUUCAACGACGAUGAUGAGUAAAACGAAUAUUAUAUUUUUGUUAUCGUCUAAUUAAAGUACUUAUUUUGCUAGUUAUAGCACAAGAUUUUGUUUGCCUUGGUUGACUUGCGUCAUUUAAUUUUUUACAGACAAUGUCUAUGGCGACUCUAGUUGUCUUCUUAUAUGCUUACAUGGCACUAUUGUAGUUUGUAAUUUACAUGAUUAUUUCCUCCUUAGUAUGUUAUUGUUGCUGCGCAUUUGUUUA